GAAGAUGGUCACUGUGAGGUCACAUGUCCACUCCACCCUGACAUACAAGAUGAACGUGGCCAUCCUGGUCACUGUCAUGUCCACUCUGUCCCUCGCUCUGAUCCUGGACAAAAGGAGCCUACAAUAGUCGUCCGUGUGAGAGGAACCAUGACAACAACGCCUACAACAACUUUGUGCAUUAGGAGGAGGAGGCUCUGUGACAGACCUUAUCAGACCUUCAACAGGAGUCAGGACAAGAGACGUGUUGAGCGGAUCUGUAAUGGAGGAGGCAUGCAACGGAGCAACAACCUGUGCACCAGUACUUCAAGAUUACGGGUUUAUGAUAUCAGUGUUCACACCAACGAAGGCAAAGUCACAGAUACACAAACCCAUGCAAGAUAUCCUGUUGUGAUUUGUGAUGAUGUUGCAAACCAGUGUCGUCCUGUUCAUUAUGAAAUAAGUGACUACAAUUCACCAGGAACAGAAAGGAUGAAUGUGGCUAUCCUGAUCACUGCCCUGUCCACUGUGGCCUUUGCUCUGAUCCUGGACGGAGCAGGAGCCUACAAUAGUAGUCCGUGUCAGACAAACUCUGACAACAACGCCUACAACAAGUUUGUUCGCAAACACAUCCUUAUGGACAGCAUCAACACCGCAUCAAAGACUGACUGGGGAAAGUACAUUAAGAAGAAGAAACUCUGCAACCGAUCUUUUCAGACCUUCAUCCCCAGUCAGGAUCAGAGUCUCGCCGUGAAGAUCUGCAAUGGAGGAGGAAUACGCCAGAACAUCAACCUGUGCACCAGCAAAUCCAGCAUUCUGGUGUACGAAAUCAGUGUCAACACCUAUAAUUGCAAAGUUACAAAUGUAGCCUCCCGCACAGUGUAUCCAAUGGUAGCUUGUGACAAGGUGUCGAACCGGUGUCGUCCUACUCAUUACCAAGCAAUGACCAGACGGCCGCUGAAAGUUGAAUGGUGGCUGGAUCCGAAAAUAUUCAGUAUCUGCUGUUCACUGGUGUUGUGCCUCCGUUCACUCUCCAAAAGUCCCGUGUUGAUGGCUUUGAGGGAUUCUUUCAUGGCAGCCAACUCUCUCAUGAAGCCGCACACGUCAGCAGGAGGAGAGCACGACUCGUCACUGCGAACCGCACUAAAGAAACCAAACAGGGCCAAAGAAAUCAAAGUGGAGGACUUCAUCUUCUGGCUUCACCAGUGGCAGAGUAGAGACCCUCUGACAGAGCGGCUAGCUGAGGAAGCUCUGUCCCAUUCACUCAACUCUAACGCUACGGCUCUGAUGGCAAUCAUCAGGGUGCUCAUUUUCAAAAGUGAAGAGCUGCACUUUCUGCAAAUGGCUUUGGAGGAGAAGCAGCUUUUAAAGGGGCUGAAAGUAGCUAAAAAAGUUGAAACUUGUCAGCUAGACUGGACUCUGGCCUGCUUCGCUGGGGCUCCUGAUUCCUGGGGGGCGUUGGUUCACAGCUGCAGGAGCUCUGUGCCGGUCCUCCUCUGCUGUACUCUGGUUCCCGACCGAAUGGCUCUGGUUCGCACUGUGUCCCUGGACAUGGAAGCCCUGGAGGAAUCUGUGGAAUCAACAGAAGGGGGAAGUUUAGUUGGGGGAGUGGAAAGGCACUUUGCUGGGGUUGCGUGCUGGAACGUGCUGGAAUGGAGCUCGAGCUUCACAUUACUCUUGGGGAUUGGGCGGGCCUUCUGCUGGGAGUGCUUGGGCAUUCAGGCCUUGGGUCCCAUGCCUGGUGAAUGCUUGGAUGCCCUGGGCCCAGUGGGCCUGGAAGCUUCAGGCUACCUGGCUGAAGAGACGGAUAAGGAGAGCAGUGGCAGGGGGGCUCGUGGGUUCCACUACCUCCCUGUC
Messenger RNA from Menidia menidia (Atlantic silverside), 1833 nucleotides. NCBI's taxonomy places the organism in Eukaryota, Metazoa, Chordata, Actinopteri, Atheriniformes, Atherinopsidae. The record is from the annotation of a GenBank genome assembly.